AUCCAUCUUUUAAUUUCGAGAAACCAAGAAAAAAAAAAGUUCAAAAAAUGACAUCCAAAGCCAUUCUGAUCCUUGCUUUCGUGCUAAUCACCUCAACCGCCAUCCUCGCAGCCCGGCCUGAACCGGAAGAGCUCAAUCGCCUCGCAUCCCAGAGAGGCGACGGUGGCGGGUUCGGAGCACCGUACUUCGGGUCGGGAACCGGGUUCGGAGUGCCCGGAUUUGGGAGCGGAUUCGGAGGAGGGUAUGGAUCCGGGUACGGUGGUCCGGCCGGAGGGUACGCGGGAGGCGGCGUGGUGAGGCCGACGGUGGUUUGCAAGGACAAGGGCCCCUGUUACGGCAAGAAGCUGAGGUGUCCGGCCAAGUGUUUCAAGUCGUUCGCUAAAGGCGGGAAGGGCUACGGCUACGGCGGCGGCGGCGGCGGCUGCACCGUCGAUUGCAAGAAAAAAUGCACCGCUUAUUGUUAAGCGGCGCAUGCAGAUCUAUCGUUCGUAAACGUUAAUGAAAGCUACGCCCUUAUACAUAUAUGGGAUUACCUGUCUCUAUAUACGUGGCUGGUAAGAUGACUAGAUCGAGAUUAUAUAUAUAUAUAUAUAUAGUCCAUAGUAUAUGAUGCUAUGGUACUGUCAGUUAAUAUUAUUAGCAGCUAUAUAUGUCCUGCAACUAUGUAUGAUCUAUGAAGAAUGAUGGUCUGUAACGUACGAGUUCAGCGGUUUUUACUCCUUUUCCACGAGAAAUGAGAUAGAUAUUAGUAUUACACUUUCUUA
Molecule: messenger RNA, 764 nt
Organism: Ipomoea triloba (trilobed morning glory)
Lineage: Eukaryota; Viridiplantae; Streptophyta; Magnoliopsida; Solanales; Convolvulaceae
Product: glycine-rich cell wall structural protein-like
Exons: 1
Coding region: 48-464 (138 amino acids)
Source: RefSeq, a predicted model, not a curated record